Penicillium cinerascens is the source of this 681-nucleotide messenger RNA. RefSeq lists its product as uncharacterized. The record is from RefSeq and is a predicted model, not a curated record. The transcript has a single exon. Lineage: Eukaryota; Fungi; Ascomycota; Eurotiomycetes; Eurotiales; Aspergillaceae. Bases 1 to 681 code for a protein of 226 amino acids.
AUGUUCAGGUUCAUCUUUACGGCAACAGCCGUCAUCACCGGCUCUUCAGCCAUCUACUUGUACAUUUUCCACCAAAAGCUAUCCGCGCGUGUCCAGCACCGAUCGCACUGCGGGAAGCUCGCGGAAUCACCCAAACCAUGUGAAAUCGAGUCAAUCCCCGACACUGUAUACACAGACCAAUACCAUGCACUCUAUGACCGGUCUUCAAAACCAGUCCCGCGCUACCUGCUGCCCGCAUGCAUCCCGACAGAUGUCCUCUUCACCAAACUGGUUCGCCGCAAUAUGACGGUUUUUUCUCAUUUCCCGCAGGCUCUGAUGAUGCGAAUGGUCUGCAAGACUGCGGAGGAGCGACGAAGCUUCAAGGCGUCACAAAUCUCAACCUUGGAUUUUAAUAAGGGAGAUUUGGUCUGUGGUAUGUAUCGUGUCGUUGCGCGCAGCAAGAAUAAGGUGGAGUUUGAGAUGACGAUGAAGAAUAUGGAGUUUGUUAAUGGGAGGCUUGCUAUUAGCUUCCAGGAGAGGGAUGGGGAUUUGGUCUUUUCUAGUGAGACGAUUAUGUGGCGAAGGGCCGAUGAGAUGAGGACUAUGCCGCUUGAGAAGAGGGUGGUGCGUUGGAUGCAUGAGACUGCGGCUUGGUGGUUGAUAGAUUCGGGUACGAAGUAUUUGAUGGAUCUGGAGGGCUGA